This is a messenger RNA of Sceloporus undulatus (fence lizard), 844 nucleotides long. RefSeq names its product methyltransferase like 23 (gene METTL23). The transcript is spliced from 5 exons. The record is from RefSeq and is a predicted model, not a curated record. Gene Ontology annotation, cellular component: nucleus; cytoplasm. Lineage: Eukaryota; Metazoa; Chordata; Lepidosauria; Squamata; Phrynosomatidae. Bases 95 to 808 code for a protein of 237 amino acids.
GGGCGUCAUUGGUCCAGACGGGCUCGACUUCAGAGUCAUUCGAACCUUGCUUGGCUGUAGAGAGGUUUGGAAAAGGCAGCCAGGAAAGGGCCCCAUGUUCCAGGAGGCGCCCAGAGGCAGCAGCGCCAGGGAGUACCGCUUUGGAGGAAGAGGAGAGGAGGAGGGAGAAGAAGGGAGCCAGGAGGAGCCAGAGCUGGUGGUCCUUAUUCCUGAGGUCCUUGAUCCUCAGUAUGGCAUGUACGUUUGGCCCUGUGCAGUGGUUUUGGCUCAGUAUGUCUGGUUUCAUAGAAGACUAGUCUGUGGCAAGAACAUUUUGGAGAUUGGCGCUGGUGUGAGUCUCCCUGGGAUAGUAGCAGCAAAAUGUGGAGCAAAAAUGAUACUGUCAGAUAAUGCAGAAUUCCCUCAGUGUUUGGACAAUUGCCGAAGAAGCUGCCAGAUGAAUAACCUCUCAAGUGUAUGUGUCACAGGAAUCACCUGGGGUCAUAUAUCACCCAACCUGUUGGCUUUACCAGCAAUGGAUGUAAUUUUGGCAUCUGAUGUAUUUUUUGAACCAGAAGACUUUGAAGAUGUUCUAAGCACAGUGAGCUACUUUAUGAAAAAGAACCCACAUACUCAGUUCUGGACUACUUACCAAGUCAGAAGUGCCGACUGGUCUAUUGAAGGACUACUCUACAAGUGGGAGAUGGAAAGCUUCUGUGUGCCACUGCAGUCUUUUCAGGCCAACAACGAACAACUAGCAGGCCCCUUUCUUCCAGGAAGACAUACUGUUGAAAUGAUGGUUAUUACCCCAAUGAAAUCAAUGUUGUGAAGCAUUUUAGGACACUUUUUAAAAAUAAAUAUUCUA